Dermacentor silvarum is the source of this 1262-nucleotide messenger RNA. RefSeq lists its product as uncharacterized. The coding region runs from base 321 to 1205 and encodes 294 amino acids. Lineage: Eukaryota; Metazoa; Arthropoda; Arachnida; Ixodida; Ixodidae. The transcript has 8 exons. The record is from RefSeq and is a predicted model, not a curated record.
GUUGCAGCCUCCGGUGGCGCUGCAUUCUAACUGCUCGCAAGGUAAGCAGAUAACCGCGAAAUGGUGCAAAUCGUCCAGUGCUUGAGCACUCAAGAGGGUCGCUCGUACGCAAGCUAUCAGCGGACUCAACUAUUUUCCGGCCUGAUUCUCGGACAGUGUCGACGCCUUACACCAACCACGCGACUGGGAUACGUGGACACAGCUUAUAGUGCUUCAUAGCAACAUGCUGCAACCAGAAAUGGCGCGCCGAGGGUCGUCGCGGCUACGAGGGGGCACCUGAUACGGGCGCUCGUGUGCCCGUUGUGUACAUCCACACUGGGAUGGACCGCAUCGAGCGCGGAGACCGCACAGAGCGACCGCUGUCCUUGCUGUUCACGGGGGCACCGGGACAGUACCACGACUACAGCUACAACAUCCCAUUCCUCGACCAGAAUGGCGUGGACGUUCUUUGCUUCAACUGGCCCGACUUUGCGUUCAGCUUGGAGACCGGCUACUGGUGGCACAGCUGCGACGAGAAGACCAGUUUAGUCGUCGAUUUCCUCAAGAAACUUGACAUCAACAAGAUCGACAUGCUGGUCAGCCACAGCACCGGAAGUACUCCCGCGGUGCAGCUGGUCGCCGAGGAAACCGACAUUGACGUCAAGUCCUUGGCCCUGCUUAUGCCCAUCGCAACCCGGCACUUCAGGGGCACUCGGAACCCUCUGCUCUUCAAUCCUGCAGUUCAAUGGAUGAUGAAGAGCCGACGCGGAGCGUCCAUCGUCAUGCCCCUCUUCCAAGCGAUCAUGUCGUUGAGCAGGCACCCAACCAGGGGACGACCGCACGACGUCUUCUUCGCCUUCCACUCGUGCAUGGGAUACGAGGAACAUCGGGUUGAGCAGCAGUUAGCGACAAUUCGGCACCGCGCGAUGCCCACCCUCGUGAUAUUCAGCGGCAACGACAAACUCCUCUCAAAUGAAGACAACCGCACACUGCUGCGGAGGUUGGGCAGCGACCCCGAGCGGACCUGGUUAUACGACUCCGGCGGGCACCUCCUCCGGAGAGGUGGUUCCGACGUGGUGAAAGCAAUCGAGCUAAAGGAUGGAUCGCACUACGGAUUCGUACGCUACCCCGACAUCUGCAACGAGGGCCUCGUCGAACUCCUCGACCGGGUGCGACGGCCUGAAUCCAAAGCAGCGGUUGUUAUGGCUCACAAGCGCACUCUCUAAAUCUUUUUUUUAUUUUAUUUUCCCAUCGGAUAGUAAUAAACGAUUAAACGCUGUCUA